This is a messenger RNA of Pomacea canaliculata, 7587 nucleotides long. RefSeq names its product serine/threonine-protein kinase stk11-like. Gene Ontology annotation, cellular component: cytoplasm. The coding region runs from base 94 to 1434 and encodes 446 amino acids. The transcript has 9 exons. Gene Ontology annotation, molecular function: protein serine/threonine kinase activity; protein kinase activator activity; ATP binding. Lineage: Eukaryota; Metazoa; Mollusca; Gastropoda; Architaenioglossa; Ampullariidae. The record is from RefSeq and is a predicted model, not a curated record. Gene Ontology annotation, biological process: glucose homeostasis; establishment of cell polarity; protein phosphorylation.
ACGAAGCCAAAAUGGACGUGCUUCCUGUGUGAAACGCAUGAUGAGAGAGUAUGUUAUAAGCAUAGCAACAGUAAAAAACGUUUCACUCACCUUAUGAUGGAACGAAACGAUAUUGCAGAUGACUUUUCACCACCUGAUGAUGAUUUUCACCUGCCUAUUGUGGACAAUAUUGACCACUUGGACUUUUUACACGAUGAUGAUCCGCUUGAUCAACCAUUCUUUAUUCAGAGAGUUAACUCGGACGAAAUUGUUUACCAGCCGCGGCGUAGACGGGCUAAAUUGAUUGGCAAAUAUUUGAUGGGAGAUGUGUUAGGAGAAGGAUCUUACGGGAAAGUGAAAGAAGUAUUAGACACGGAGACCUUGUUCCGCAGAGCAGUGAAGAUUCUGAAAAGAAAGAAAUUGCGGAAAAUACCUAACGGAGAACAAAAUGUUCAGAGAGAAAUACAGAUGCUAAAAAGGCUUCGUCACAAGAAUGUCAUCCAGCUUAUUGAGGUUCUUCACAAUGAAGAAAAACAAAAAAUGUACAUGAUUAUGGAGUACUGUGUCAGUGAGUUGCAAGAAAUGCUGGAAUGUGCUCCAGAUAAAAAAUUUCCUAUUUGGCAGGCACAUUGGUAUUUCUGUCAGCUUGUAAAUGGUCUGGAAUACCUCCAUAGCAAAGGCAUUGUGCAUAAGGAUAUAAAGCCAGGCAAUCUACUGAUCACACAAGAUGAGGUGCUCAAGAUCACAGAUCUUGGAGUGGCAGAGGCUUUAGACGUAUUUGCUGUAGAUGAUACAUGUCGGACAAGCCAGGGUUCACCAGCAUUCCAACCUCCAGAGAUUGCAAAUGGUCUUGAUACCUUUCCUGGCUUUAAAGUUGAUGUUUGGUCAGCUGGAGUUACUUUGUACAACAUCACAACAAGCUUGUAUCCCUUUGAAGGAGACACUAUAUACAAAUUAUUUGAAAACAUUGGAAAAGGACAUUUCACUAUACCAGAGGGUGUGGAUAGUCUUAUGGCUGACUUAUUAAGAGGUAUGCUAGCCAAAGAUGCUUCAGUGCGCUUUUCACUGCAAGAAAUAAAACAGCAUGACUGGUUUCGGAAGAAGCACCCACGGACGCCAGAGCGUGUUAACUUUCCUCCUCACCCAGAAGGAGGAGAUAUUUUACGAAGUAUGACAGUCAUCCCAUAUCUGGAGGCCUUGCAUAACCCAGCAUCCCCUUCAUUAGACCAAGAUAAUGCUGAAUUUGAGGAUAUCGGUACAUACACUUAUGCUGCUUGUGGUGAGAGUUUCCCAGUGGUGAAAGAUGGUGUGAUUUUUAAUGAGAGUCGGAAUUCAGAAUCUGCAGUUGUUGUGAACCAAAUGCCAGAGACAACCAGUAACCCAGGGAAAUUUCACAAAAAGUCAAAAAGAAGGACGUCUGGUAGGUUUGGAUUUGCUCCAUGCAAGCAAUCUUGAUAAUUGUUUUCAAAUGUUCUGUACAUGAUACCAAAUGACAUGUCAGAAUCUCCUGUACUAAUGAAUUGAAAAGAAAUGGCAUGACAUUUGUGAUAAGAAUAGUGUUAUUAGUGUGGCAACACAUCUCAAGACAGCCACCCCCUAUGAAAGACAUAGGACAGUAUUUUCUGCUUCCCUUACUACCCUUCGUACAAGUAGACAUGUGUAAAGGCAGCAUCACUACUUCAUGUGAGGAUGUCAGAGGUGUAUGUGCCAGGACUUUUUUUGCAUUUAAGCUUGAUUUUCAUGCUCUUUCAGGCUGAUAAAAUUUCACUUCAUCCCUACUGUCGGACUUGCAUCUAUUUCUCAAUAUUAAUGAAUUGUGUAGGUGAAAACAUAUUUUGCAUCAUUGAAGUCUUGGAGAUUUUUUGGAGGGUGUGUGGGGUGUAUGGAGAGAAUACCUGCUUAAACUACUUUGACAACAAUAGCAGUAAUCUGUGAAAACACAUUUAAAGAAUGUUGAUAAUUGUCAUAGAUCUUUCUGAUCAUCUGUAGUUUUCAGAAAGAAAACUGAUGUUUUUACUGUUUGGUUGUUACAUGGAGGCAAACAUGGUAUAUGCUUUGUGUACCUACGCGUGUGGAUGUGCCUGUGUGCAUGCUUAAAUGUGUGAGAAUGCUUUGUAACUACUUUGAUACUUCAUAGUGUAUUGUAUUACAUAUACAUGUUUGCAGCUUGUGAUUAAUGAGAUGGAACAAAGAGAGUAAGAUGACUUGAUUGUACAGAUUGCAUUCAUGUACAUUUAAGUCAUAAACUGAAUUUUUAAAAACUGACUGAAACAGUUGGUGAUAAUGUGAUUUAUUUGUUGUUUAUUUAACUGUUGAUGGAACUUUUGAAGAGAUUCAUUGUACACUUUAACUGGGGAAACGAAUUGUCUUUUGUAUUUGCAUCACCUUCCACUACUCUCACUUUUUCUAGUGUGAGCAUCCCACUCUCACAUUCUCAAGUGUAUCUCACUAUCACAUUUUCUAGUGUAUCUCACAUUCUUUAAUGUUAGUAUCCCACUCUCCCAGAUGGUGAGAAAUCUUGGUGUGACCAUUGUUACACCACUCUUAUUAGAGAAUCAUAUAAAUGCAGUAUGUUAGUUUUUGUAGAGCUUUGCAGAAUUCGCUAUAUGAGACCUUUAUUGAUAGCUUCAAUCAAAAAAUUUUUCCAACUACUUGUUUGUUAAGCUUCCCAACAGCAUGCUCAACCAGCUUCAAAGAGCACAAAAACCUACCCACAUUGUCUUACAAACCAGUCUUGACCCCACUCUGAUUGCCUAAGCGCCCAUGCCUGCAUUGACUACAUUGGCUUCACUCUAUCAUUGUCUCCAUGACUUUGCUCCAGGAUAUCUCAGAUAUUAAAACCUUAUCAGAACGCUCAGUCUCUCCAACCUGCUUUUGCCAAAUUUCUGCAUGUGGCACACAUCAGACAGGAUAAGUUCGGCUGCCAUGAUUGGUUUUUUUUUAUCCUAGCCCCAUUGUCUGGAAUGCUUCUUGUGCCAUUGAUACUUUCAUGUCUGGCCUUAAGAUUUAUUUUUUCUGGGAAUAGUUGGUGGCUUUCUCUUCUCCUUAUUUAUAACUUUAUUUUUUGUGUAGGAACCUUUUCAUGUGUGGGGUGUUGGUGUGUGUGUGAAAAAGAUCUUGUUCAGCAAAAGUGCAUUGAGCUUGUUGCAGAAAAAUGCACUAGAGAAAUGCUUUUUAUAAUUAUUAUUAUUUAUACUGGUUUAUAUAUGUUCCCAUCAGUCUAUUAAGUUUAUCAAGCAUUUGUGGUAAACUGCUUCUUUGGAUGCAAGGUAAAAAAAUGCUUCAGAAAGCACCUAUUGGCUGGAAUUAUGAUCCAAAGCACUGCAUCUCUAAUGACCCGCAGUGAUUUUUAUGAGGUAAGCUUAAAUAAUAUUUUGUAAUCAUAAUCACAAAAACAGAUUGAUCUGCCCUGGCAUACUUAUUUUUUCCUGGGUACAAGGCACAUCCAGAAUAUGACAACCCGUUAGAUGUUAAGUGCUAAAAGUCAAGAACAGUAUGUUAAUGCUUACCUACAUUUUUAAAUGACACUGUGUCAACUUAAGCACAAAAAUUUUGUUUCACCAAAGUAGCACUUUAUAUUCAUAUGAAAUUCACACUUUAGAGAUGGUUAUCAUUCUUGACAAGUCCUGCUUAUGUAAAUGAAAGUGUUGGUCUUAAGACUGGAUUACCUUUUCUGUGCCUUUUUUUUUUUAAACCAAUUGGUCCUGUGUGAAUCUUUUCAAAUUAAUACAAUAGUGGUCAAAGUUACACAGUACAUCACCAGUGCCCAGUGAGUUAAAGGUUAAUUAAGCCUUUCACAGUCAUGCACACAUUUUUUUCGCAUUUUUUUUAGCUGCCGAAAAAAAAAAAUUAACAUGAAGAAAGAAAGGUUAUUAUAUUACACAAGGUCAGGGCCAGUUGUACAACAUGUUUCUAACUUUUAGGCCUAUUUAGUUAAAACAGCUUUAUAGAAAGCUUCUUCUAAACACUGUGCAUAAUACACUUAAAGAACUUUUCUUAUUAAAAUAAUUUUAAAUAAAAUAAAACUGCUGAAGUAGGAUAUGUGCAUCUUAUCUGCAUAUGCUAAUGUAAAAAUGUUGGCUCCUAUGGAAAAGCAGCAAAAGGAAAACUUUUCAUACACAGUGGGAGCAGAACUAUUGAAUGGAUAUUUUUAGUUGUCAAAUUCAAGACUAGCAGAUAAAAUUGCAUGUGUAGCAAGCACAAUGAGUGCAGUGGGAUGUGAAUGUAUCAGAGUGUAAAUAGAUCACAUGAUUGGACAGGCCAGCUUUGUCAUCCUCCACCACUUGCUUGGCAAUAGAAAUUCUUUUGUAAAAUUACCGUGGUAAUGUACAUAGUACAAAAUGUUAAAAUAUAGUUUGCAAAAUUAUAUAAGAUUGACGAUUGAACAGGCACAGCAUAUCCAAUUACAAUUCCCUUUUAUUUUUUUUUUCACAAGCCCUAUGCUUUUGUCAGUAGUCGUUGCAAUCUUUUCCUUUAUUCUGGUGAUAUUGGUUUGUUGAUAUUCAAAGAUUAAAACCUCUGAUAAAAGGUGACCAAACAUCCUGAUUUAGAUGGGACAAUCCCGCCUGCUUAUAAAAUGUCUUGGUGGGAUGUCGAAUGUCCCACUUUCAUCUAAAAAGUAAUCAAUGUCCGGCUUGUAUUUAAAAAUCUGAUUACUGUACAUUGAUUUGCAUCCGUGCCUUUGGUUUGGGCUUUUGCCUAUUGCCGUUUGAUUACUAAUUUCACAUUUGUCUCCCAGUUUACUGCCUUUUAGUGUUUCAUCCCACAUCCCCUGUCCCGCUCGCUGUUCACUUGUCGGUGAUGACACCCUGAUCGGCACGCAUCCCUCUUUCCCUCCCGAAACGUCUGGUCACUUUAUCUGAAGCAAUUUCUUGUUCAAUUUCUUCCUUGGGUCUCUUGUUUAAAAGUAAACAACUCAAGUUCUUUCCUGAAGCUAAACAUGAAAACUCAAAGGUGUUUUAAAUUUAGAAAAAAAAAUGUUUAAAUUUUUUCUAAAAACACUCAUGCAAUUCAUUUAAUUAUGUAAUAGCAAUUUUGUAAAAAUUAUUUUAAAGUUAGAACAGUUUAAAAUUUUUAGAAACAUGCAACUGGCUCCAGGAGAGUAAGACUGAAUAAAGGAUAGUUAACAAUUGUUGCUUGGUUGUUCAUGACCACUAUGCACACACUUCUCUUUGCAUGGUUUUGUAAAUGGGUUUUUUAAUUAUUAAAAGGCACAAAGUUUAUAAGAAAACUGAUUCUAGUGGUUAUGCAAACAUCAUGCAGCAAGAUGUCUGCAUGCACAAGCUUUUUUGAAUCUCUGUGAGAUUGUUUUUAAUGACUGGGUAAAGCUCAGUCCAAAGCCAGUGUGAGCUGGGACCAUGGUUAAUUAGUCAUAUCUGUGGACAGAUAUGACCUCAUGCAUUUGACCUCUUUCUAUGUAUAGUGAUGCUUAUUGGCCCAUUCAUUAGAGAAGCCAGUGCACUCUACCAGACUGUAGGAAACACAUUGAUACUUGCAUAAAAAUGUCUUCAUUGUUCAUUAUAUAAGAAUGGUUUGGGGUGGAAAGAAUGGGAACAACUUUGGUAAGCAUGAUGAGAAAGGAAGGGUACUUAUGCUUUUUAUUCCUAUAACUGAUUCAGUAUUGUACACAAUUUGCCAUAGUCUCAUAUUUGAAAAGGCCUUUGUCAGGAAUCUCCGUACCCUGAGGAAAGAGACGUGGCCACAACAAGCUGUACGGGCCGGUGGAGUCUCUGCAGAAGACCACCGAUUUCAUAUCAAGAGCUGGUCUCCAAGUGUGAAAGAGGCGAACGACAAAAAAAAAAAAAAAAAAAAAGUCAGAGCCUUAACUCAGUUAAAGAGUAUCAUUUUAAAAGUUAAAUUGAUUUAAUAGUAGAACAUUGAAGAAUCUAAACUUCACUACCUGAAUUUUCUCUAAUUUGUAAUCUGAUCUGAAGUGACAUUGUUGUUUGUUGUCUAAACCCAGAAUGAUGUACAAUGUUUGAUACACUGUGUAAAAUAUUAUCCAGAAUUAUCAUUUACUUUAAGGUUCUGAAUAGUCUACCAUCCUGAAUGAAAUCGGACAGUCACAAAGUAUACCCUGGGGAAAGUGGGAAAAUUAUAAAAUGAUUAAUUAAUGACUUCAACUGUAGUAGAAAUCACUGACUGGAGAGGUUUGGCUAGACCUGUAGGUGCAACAUUGAUGAUUAGAUAUUACUCGUGUGAAUCAACUUGUGCUUCGAUUGUUUUUUAAACUUUAAAUUGUAGUUGUAUUUUGCUGGUGUUGGCUGAAAUAGGUACUAGAAAGCUCAGGGAAAACUCAUAGAAUGUGUUUUAAAACAAAAAUUCCAAUAAAAGAUCAUGUGACUCCAAAGUAUUAGACAUGAAUGGGCAUGUCAUGUCUUAACACAUUCUGCAUUGCAAUAAAAAGGGUAGGAUGUUGAAUUCCCUGCAGAAACUGUAUAACCUAAUAAUAAUGACAAUAAUGGAAGGUGCAAGCACAGCAGACCAGAAGAGGGACAAGCUUUUCAUGCUUUUUCAUGUGAGAAUCAUAAAUUUACUGCAUAACAUGAACAAUCUUUCAUAGAAACAAAACCAGCAACAUGACACUUAGCUGUUCAGUUGAAAACAUAAUACACUUCUUAAACAGCUGUACAAUCAACAAUGUAACAAGUAGAAAAUCUGAACGAAAAAAGGAAAUUGCAAAAGAUCAAAUUGCAUCAAACCCAUAUCCAAACUUAUCAGCAUAACAAAAAUCUGCAUUAGCAACAGUACCAAUUGCCAAGUUCAAAAAGAUUUGGCACAGCAAAACCAUUAGGGUUGCUACCAGAUACUAUAGAAGUCCAUCAUAGUUCACAUCCUGCUCUACAAGAUGGAAGAUGUUUACUCUGCUUGCUGAUAGCAGGAAAAAAAAAAAUCCAGGCAUCUGAAACUUGACAUUGCUCUAAAUUUCAUACCAGAUGUACAGACCACUUUCACCAUCCUGGCAGGCGUUUCUAGCAACAAUAAAAAGCAGCAAGCUAGUUUGGCCUUGUGAGCCAAGGAAGAGAAAGAACUGACUGUCAAACACAGAGUAGUGGCCUGAUUAUACUGUGCUUUCCAACACUCAGAAAAAGCCUCUGAAGAUCCAUCAGCUAUUCAUUAUCCUCCCUUGUUGACUAGUAAGAGCUAUCCAAUACAAGUUGAGGCAGUAAAUGAAUGAAAGGAUCUACCCUAAGUCUAUCCAGCAUUCAUUUUGAGGAAUGGAAACAUCCUGUUCAAAUUUAGCAAAAUAUCUACAGAAUCUUUUUCAGUGCUAACAGAGAACAAUAGAUCAUAUAAAUGUGUUUUAGCAUGGCACAAAAGAUACUCAGGAUAUCUAUGAUGAAUGUUCUGUUCUGGGAAUGUGAUUUUUUUAUGAGUGUAAGGGACAAAUAUAAUUCAUUACAUGUGCACAUAGAAUUAUGAAAUUUUUAAUAAGUAGUCUUUGCAUUAGACUUGUAAUGCCUAUUUCAUGUAAUUCCUCUAAAGAAAUUGUUGUCUCCAACAUAUACUACUAGGCUGAAAUGCUACAGAAUGAUAACAGUCCGACUAAAAUGCAUAUAAAACAUUGGGCAUUUCUUGUUAUAUUUUUGAAGAUGUAUUUGAAAUAAA